Molecule: messenger RNA, 1729 nt
Organism: Odocoileus virginianus texanus
Lineage: Eukaryota; Metazoa; Chordata; Mammalia; Artiodactyla; Cervidae
Gene: APOLD1
Product: apolipoprotein L domain containing 1
Biological process (GO): angiogenesis; lipoprotein metabolic process; lipid transport
Cellular component (GO): membrane; extracellular region
Molecular function (GO): lipid binding
Source: RefSeq, a predicted model, not a curated record
CUGGUCAUUUUCCACCAUGUCAUAUCCUUCUGGAUGAAGGCAGCAGGGGCCAGGACAGGAAAUGGCAAAUUCUCAGAAUAAGACAAGGCUUUCCCAGGGCUGUCAUUGGCUCUCUGGAACUAUAAAGCUUGCUCAUCCAGAAACAGCCUCAGAUUCUUCUUUCCUGGAGAUAGCCAGAAGUGAAUGGACAUGGAGAGGCCGGCGGCCCGGGAGCUGCAGGGAGCGGAUGCUCUGCGACGCUUCCAGGGGCUGCUGCUGGACCGCCGCGGACGGCUGCACGGCCAGCUACUGCGUCUGCGCGAGGUGGCACGGCGCCUAGAGCGCCUACGUCGGCGCUCCCUGGCGGCCAACGUGGCCGGCAGCUCGCUGAGCGCGGCGGGCGCUGUGGCCGCCAUCGUGGGACUCUCGCUCAGCCCCGUCACCCUGGGGGUCUCGCUGCUGGCGUCGGCCGUGGGGCUUGGGGUGGCCACCGCCGGCGGGGCCGUCACCAUCACGUCCGACCUCGCCCUGAUCUUCUGCAACUCCCGGGAGCUGCGGCGCGUGCAGGAGAUCGCGGCCAUCUGCCAGGACCAGAUGCGCGAGAUGCUGAGCUGCCUCGACUUCUUCCGCCGCGGGCAGGGCGGCGGAGACCGCCAGCUGCUGCAGUGCGGGAGGAACGCGUCCAUCGCGCUCUACAACUCGGUAUACUUCAUCGUCUUCUUUGGUUCCCGCGGCUUCCUCGUGCCCAGGCGGGCCGAGGGGGCCACCAGGGUUAGCCAGGCCGUGCUAAAGGCCAAGAUUCAGAAACUGGCCGAGAGCCUGGAGUCCUGCACUCGGGCGCUGGACGAGCUCAGCGAGCAGCUGGAGUUCAGAGUCCAGCUCUACACGAAGAGCAGCCGCGGCCACGACCUCAAGAUCUCGGCUGACCGGCCCAGGGGGCAGUUUUUCUGAGAACAUCUUUUCCCAUCUAAUGACAGAAUCCUGAAAACCAUCCCCAUGGGAUGCUCCAUAUUUGUAUCUCCCUCAGGAAAACACCAAGUUGGGCUAGGAGCUGAAUGCAAAAGAUGAGAAAAACUAUUCGAUGAUGGGGUGAGGGGUGGGGGUGUGUUCUCCCAGCUCUUCUUUACCCAUCACUGACAUCCUGCCAGGGGCUGAGUGCUAGGGACUUUUACCUGCCUGAUCCUGGUGGGAUGUAUGACCUGAAAACUAUUUUACCUUUUAUCAUAACCGUUCAGUCUUCACGCCCUUGGGCACUCCUGAUUUAAAGUUGUUGCAACGUGCCUGUCCCUGCCUUGGCGCAACGUGCCUGUCCCUGCCUCGGCGGGUGAUUUGAGCCGAGGCUGGAGAGCAGUGCAGACAUCCCCACUCUCUGGGUCCUCUCCGAGCCCCACUAGGCUUUGAGGUCCUGAAAAACACCCGUGAGAAGAGACACUAGCUUUAAAACCUCUCUGGCAGAGUUUCUGAGUAUGAAGAACUCCAGAAUCUAGUGCUCAUCAGACUCUCUGAACUGUGUAGGAGGGUUCAGGACCCAAGGGACGCACCUCCGCUGAUAUGCUCCCCCUCCUCUCUCAGCGUACCCUGCUCACAGAUCCAACCUGGGGGUGGAGUGGACCUUCCUAGGUGACUUAUAGCCAGACCUCCAGGUGCUCUGAGAGGGGAAAUCCACUAAACCUUCACCUAAGUCCCGCCCCCUUGCGGAAGAAAAUGAAGGAAGAGAAAAUGGUUAACAGUUUCAUUUACUGACUUCAUG